ACUGCGGGUUGACUGCAUGUACUAGCCAGUACGGUAUUAUCAUGCAGUUUAGUACACAGAUGUCCUAGUUUUUUUUUAACCGCCUCCCUUCUGUUUAUGUGACCACAUGAGCAGGUUAAUAUUCGCCUCAUUUUUCCUCCUAAAUUGCCAUUUUUUACGGUUGGCUGCUCCGACGAGCCACCUUCGGUUUCGUUGUAGCAGAACAAGAGCAUGACAAGCUGGAGGCUUCGAUUUCAGACAUGGAGCUACCUGCGUCUCACACGGACGCGAUCCUUGGCUGCUUCGACAAGAACUGCUCGUCUCUGACGGUGGACGACGUCUACGAUAUCGCCAAAGUGAUCGGAACCGAGCUAGAGAGACUCAUCGACGGCUAUGGCAAGGAGAGCGUCCUGGGCCUGGUGCCCAGGGUGGUGAAAGUGCUGGAGCUUCUCGAGAGCUUCACGGCCAGGAAUCAGGUUCACAAAUACAGGGAAGAAGAACUGCUGCGGACUUUUGAGAGCUUACAGCUGCAGCAGAAAAAAAAGACGAGCAAGGACAGCGACGAAUUAAAUGAAAAUCACGAAACGCGGCAGGAGCAACAACAACAGAAGGAGUCGCAACAGUGGAAAAGCAAGUGUGAGGACCUGCAAGUGCAAAUCCAACAGCUUCAGGGGGACAACGAGCUGCUGCAGAGUAGGCUUAAGGGCAGCUAUGCACAUGAUGAUCGUGUCCAGCGGCAGGAGCGAGAGGUGAUGCUGAAGUUGAAACAAGUGGUGGAUAAGCAGAGAGAUGAACUGAGGGCCAAAGUGCAAGAAAUCACCGGUAUCUCCAGGGAAGUGGAAGCGCUCCAGGAGCAGUUGGAGCGCUUUAUGAAGAUGAAUGCGGAGCUGCGACACAAGCAGAAUGUCCUGCAGGCCCAGCUCAAGAGCACCGUAGAGAGAAAGGCCGACAUGGAGGCCGACCUGAAAGAGAAAGUCAAAGUGAUCGAAAAGCUGCAAGAGCAGAUGGACAGAACCAACAGCAACAACCACUCCAGUCCGAGUCAGAUCAAUAGUACAACUGAGCCUUCAGCGGUUCACAGUGAUCCUGACCAGCCUUGCUUCACCAAGAAGGAGGUGCGUGACAUCAUUUUUGAGCGGAAUGAGCUCAAAACCAACCUCUUCCUGGUGCAAGAGGAGCUUAACUACUAUCAAAGGGAGAUUCUGAAUGAAGAGAGAUGUCCUGGGUUCCUCCUGGAAGCUGUGCGAUCUGCCAUUACCAAAAGAAGAAAAGUCAUCAAAGCCAAGAUGCUUGGAAUUCCUCCCCCAGAAAAUAGCAGUGAUGAGGAGGACAAGUGCCCUGUGACAGAAGUGGACGGUACUGAAAAGCCAGCAGAGUCACGCAUUCGAAACCUCCUUAAUCCCCGCCCCAAUGAGCUGACCUCAACCCUGUCUGUCUCUGCGUGGUGCAGCUUUGGCUUCCUGACGUGGUCGGGCAGCGGCCGGAGCCCCAGCCACAUGAGCAACGCCACAUCCAGCUGGGAGAUCAUCGCCGACUCAGAGGCCAGUGGCGAGUCUCCGCAGUAAAUGACCUCCCGUGGCUUGUAACAGACAUGACAAGUUUGUUUUAAAGCUGCUCUCCACCUUUUUAUCCCACCACCACUUCUUAACCGCUGCAAGCUCUCUUGCAUUAUCCCGCUAUUUUGCUUUUAGUCAUGAAAGAGAAAUAACUACAGUAUAAUCUCUAUACCAGGAUGAUAUUUAAGUGUAAUUAAUUUUACGCCUGACAAAAGGUACUGCAAUUAUAUAUUUAUACGUAUCCUUAAUUUCUUUUACAAACCAAAGAUUAACCAAUGUAAGUAUUUGGAGAAAAGAGAUGUGCACUCUAACAAGGGUUAAAAAAUGUAGGUUAAGCACUUUUUUUUUUUUUUAAAUAAAUUAUUAUAACAAUUUAACCAAAAAUUAUAUUGUGGAAAUGCUACUUCUUUCAGAGAAUUUUAUAUAUCACACUUCCUUUAGCAGCCACUGCAUUUUAACCCAUCAGCCUUAAACUGUUGCUUGUUCACUGUGUUUCUACUCUCACUAGUUGAAUUCUGUAAAGAAAGUAAUGCACUGUAAUUAGUCGCAAGAGUUGUAUUUUUUCCCCCGGUUGCCACUGUCUUUAAUUGGAAAAAAAAAAAAAAAAAAACGCAUAACAAACUACAGUAUAUGAUUUUCCCACCACCUAACUCAUUUGAGAUUAUUUUAAAGGAGCCAUAUUUAAGAUUUGGGGCCAAAAAUGGUACUGCAACCAGGAUAUCAAAAUACUGUAGGGCUGGAACUCGAUUAUUCAAGUAAUUGAUUAAUCUAUUGAUUAGUUAGUUCGAAUACUUGAGUAAUUAGAUUAGGAACAUUUAAUGCGUUGCAGAAUACAUUUUAGGAGAUGUAAAACAAAGAAACAAGUGUUUAUGCCUGCAACAACAUAUAUUUUGGCUUGCUAAGAUUGCACUUUAAAAAGAGCAUUAAAUGUGAAUACAAAUUAAAAUACCUGAGUGUUUCUUCAAACUAUGUAAAAUUGCACUUUAAUUUCACAAGAGCAAUAAAUACUAUCAAGACUAAAUUAAAAUACCUGAACUUAGCCUCAAAUGGUAUAAAAAAAAUAAACCAAUGAGUCUAAUUACAAAAAAAAACAGAACAAUUGCCUAACUUGCAUAACAAAAGUCCAUAAGUUUAAAUGCUAUAAAAUGCAAACUUUUUUUUUUUUUUUGUACAAAGUUCUUGACAAAUCGUUCAAACAUAAAUUUACACAAAAAACAGCUAAAUAUAACUCUAAACUUAAUUACGAAUGCAUAAACAAACCUAUUAGCUCAAACAAAAACCUACCUUAGGUUGGUCUUAACAGGGAGCAGCUGGAUUCAGCUACGUUAGAUGAGUUAUGUCAUAUUCACUGUUGCCACUAAAGGGCAUUGUAUCCACCCAAAUCAAUAAAACUAAAUGCAAACCCUUUUAAAACAAACCGUUGCAACACCACUUCAAUUAAAUGAAUCCUCGAAGCAGCAAAAUUUGAUUCGAAGCUUUUUUCUAAUCGAAUUACUCAAGUGAAUCGAUUAAUUGUUGCAGCACUAAAAUGCUGUAUUGAAGAGAAUAAUCUUUGGGCAAUAGUUCCCAAUAGAGAAUCAAGCUAUUUUAUCACACCACUGUUGCAUUUCAAUCAGAAAAGAGAGAGGCGAUGAUCUGAACAUGCAGCAUUUGUCUACAAUCUAUGUCUGCUAUAUACCAAAAAUUAAAUGAGUACAUGCUACAGUCUUCAAACAUAAGGCUUUCAUCUUGCACCGGAGUUAAGUUGAUGCACAAAUAAAUAAUUGUUUUUUGCAAAGGAGGUUAGCAUUUUCAGUGUCCUACCAAAAUAUGCUCCUGGUAAAAGACGCUAUUUGUCAAUGGACCCACAUGCUAAACAACAUAACAUGAGCAUGCCAACUUUGUUCAUGUCCCAAUUGUCUGUUUACCAUACAAAAAGGUAAUAUAGGAAAACUCAAAACACAUGUAACUUUUGGCAUCAGUUGUCAAUUUUUUCUUCCUUGUCACUCGAUUCCAUUGAUUGAAGGCAUCUAAAGUGCAUACUUUGUCUUAAUUCUUAUUACGUCAUGACUCAUUUGAGAUUUGUGAUGAGUUUUUUUUUUUCUUUCCCUCCAGUUGUAGAUGACAUCAUCAAUUCAGACUGUUUGUAAAAGUUGUAGUUGAGCUUUGGCACCCUGGAUGCAGAACUGAUCUCGUAAUUGGCUGAUUGGUGGAGGGAGGUACAUCCGUUGUAAACACAGAAUCAAUACAAUAAAUUUUACGGGCUGACAACUUUUAAAAUGGGAAAAUCUAGGCUACACCAUUGAGAAAUGUGCUAGACCGACAGUAUUUCUAAAAAGCAUGCUUCUUCAAUGUCUGUUGAAAUGUUAAGGCUAUUCAAUAAAUAAUUAUUCUUUCAUAUGGUUCCUUUAAGUAUAGACUUUGUUGGCAAAAUAGAGCUUUUCCACGGCUAGAAUAUUUUUUUUUUCUACCGACAGUGCAGUUUGAACAUUAUAUGCUUAAAAAUGUAUUUAACUGAAUGGAAAAUGCUCUUGAGAACACAUUAUUCCAUGUACGUACCAUUUAUUGGGCAUGUAAUGUAUGUGUAUAAACAUUUUAAUAUGCAAAACAAAUACUCAGCCUUGAGUAAUCAACACCUUUAGCUAAUAACAUGCCAGUCACCAGUUCAAUUUGCUUCUCUUGUAGGUGGCAAUGAACGGCCAGUGAGCACUUGUGGUUUAGAUACGAAUGGAACACAUGAUGCUUCUACUGUACAGUCUUUUUUCCUCCAAUAGUAUUUGUGGUUUAUUUUUGUAAGCAUGUAUUUUUUUCUGCAAAAAUGAAAUGUUUGAAGAAAAGUGUAACUUAAAUAAAGAAAGAGAUUGUGAAACUGACACAUUGCUCAUUAAAGUCUAUCAAUUAAAAGUGGCU
Messenger RNA from Corythoichthys intestinalis (scribbled pipefish), 4424 nucleotides. It is a transcript of the gene rilp, whose product is annotated as Rab interacting lysosomal protein. The transcript has 8 exons. Gene Ontology annotation, biological process: cilium assembly. The coding region runs from base 240 to 1544 and encodes 434 amino acids. Gene Ontology annotation, molecular function: small GTPase binding; dynein light intermediate chain binding; protein dimerization activity. The record is from RefSeq and is a predicted model, not a curated record. Lineage: Eukaryota; Metazoa; Chordata; Actinopteri; Syngnathiformes; Syngnathidae. Gene Ontology annotation, cellular component: ciliary basal body; cytoplasm.